Messenger RNA from Folsomia candida, 946 nucleotides. RefSeq lists its product as uncharacterized. The transcript is spliced from 2 exons. The record is from RefSeq and is a predicted model, not a curated record. NCBI's taxonomy places the organism in Eukaryota, Metazoa, Arthropoda, Collembola, Entomobryomorpha, Isotomidae. Bases 26 to 898 code for a protein of 290 amino acids.
GGUGAGAAUAUUCAUCCCAAAUUCUAUGUAUAAUCAGUUUAUUUUUAUCAGGCUCAAAAUGCACUUGUCAACGGGACUAAUCUUCGCAUCGAUGCUGGCUGUAUCUUGGGGGAGCAAAAUAUGCCCUCAAGACGCCAUCGAGACAACGCCACAAUUAUGUCCACGUCUCCCCAAAACGACCCAUCGUCUCAACACGAUCCGAGAUUUGGCCUGGAUUCUUACACCACGAACCUAUUUCCUAACCGCGGCCAACACGUUUACCUACGCCUCCAUUUAUCAAGCCCUACAUUCCACUUGCGCCCCUGAUUCGGCCUCCUUGGAGGGAAUGCGACUUAUGGCAUCGUACGCUUUUGGUGAUCUGACCCUCUCCUCCGGCUCUAAAUUUAUUCAUCUCACGUGCAUCCCAAAUUCGAGAGGGGUUCAAGGCGUGUGGUCCUUGGUGACGUCGCGACUCAAAAGAAUUCCCACCUACUCAAUGAACUGGGCAGGGAUAGAGGCAAAUUUGACCUCGCUUGCCGAAAAAAAUCCACAUUUGGAAGACGUUGUCGGAGAAAUGGGUCGAUUGCGGUGCAGACCACACCCACUUUGUCAGUCCGGAUCUAGCAAGGAUUUCCCAUUUUGUUCCAAGGGGUCUGAUCCGGGGGCUUUGGAAGAGGCGAAAUGGGUUCUUCGAUGGACGGAUCAUAUUUCAAAUGCUACGGCCGACGCGAGCGCGAUGUCGUUGGUGGGAUGUGUCGGGAAAGAUGGGGAAGCUGGUGCGCCGAGCUGGGGGACUUUGUCGACCGUCCAGCAACAAGGGAGGGGACCGAUUGAGGAAGUUUGGGAGGUUAUGAAGGGUCAUGGCUUUGGGGAAGGGUGGUUUGCGAGACAGAAUUAUUUAGGAGACUAUAAUAAUUGAAUACAUGAAUAAAAUUAUUAUGAGCCUGGUUUAUCUGUAUUAUGUAAA